Messenger RNA from Lytechinus variegatus (green sea urchin), 2598 nucleotides. RefSeq names its product putative ankyrin repeat protein RF_0381. Gene Ontology annotation, molecular function: protein binding. The coding region runs from base 449 to 2548 and encodes 699 amino acids. The transcript is spliced from 2 exons. NCBI's taxonomy places the organism in Eukaryota, Metazoa, Echinodermata, Echinoidea, Temnopleuroida, Toxopneustidae. The record is from RefSeq and is a predicted model, not a curated record.
CUAUCAUGUAUAUUGUAUUGGUACAUGUUAGGUUUUUUCACAGAUUAAACAGAAUUUAUCCAUACUUUGUUCUCAAAUUGCCGGUGAACGGAGCAGCAAGCAGGAGGGCACCAGGAUGUAGCCAGGAAUUCCAGUGGGUGAUGCCCAACUAUACUCCAAACUAACAGAUAUGGAUGGUCGGACCUCAUUACACAGUGCUGCUUCCAAUGGUCAUAUUGAUUUCAUCGAGUACUUGAUCAGUCAAGGGGCUGAUGUCAAUUCGGGGGAAUAAUUAUGGUAAGACCGUAUUACACAGUGGUGCUAAGAAUUGUCAUAUUGGCGCCACCAAAUAUCUGAUCAGCCAAGGAGCUGAGGUCGAUAAGGAGGAUAACAAUGGUCAGACUGCAUUACACACUGCUGUUGAAAGAAUGCUAUUGGCUAUUUGAUUAGCCAAGGAGCUAAGGUCAAUAUGGAGGAUAAAGAAGGGCAAAUUGCAUUACACAGUGCUGCUAAGGGUGGUCAUAGUGACGUCAUCCCAUAUCUGAUUAUUCAAGGAGCUGAGGUCAACAUGGAGAAUAACGAUGGGUGGACUGCAUUGCACAUUGCUGCUAAGAAUGGUCGUAUUGACGUCAUCGAAUGGUUGAUUGACCAUGAAGCUGAGGUCAAUAAGGAGGAUAAUCAUGGUGAGACUGCAUUACACAUUGCUGCUAAGAAUGGUCGUAUUGACGUCAUCGAAUAUCUGAUCAGCCAUGAAGCUGAGGUCAAUAAGGAGGAUAACAAUGCUGAGACUGCAUUACACAUUGCUGCUAAGAAUGGUCGUAUUGACGUCAUCGAAUGUUUGAUUAGCCAUGAAGCUGAGGUCAAUAAUGAGGAUAAUCAUGGUGAGACUGCAUUACACAUUGCUGCUAAGAAUGGUCGUAUUGACGUCAUCGAAUGUUUGAUUAGCCAUGAAGCUGAGGUCAAUAAGGAGGAUAAUCAUGGUGAGACUGCAUUACACAUUGCUGCUAAGAAUGGUCGUAUUGACGUCAUCAAAUGUUUGAUCAGCCAUGGAGCUAAGGUCAAUAUGGAGGAUAAUAAUGGUGAGACUGCAGUACACAUUGCUGCUAAGAAUGGUCGUAUUGACGUCAUCGAAUGUUUGAUCAGCCAUGGAGCUGAGGUCAAUAAGGAGGAUAAUAAUGGUGAGACUGCAUUGCACAUUGCUGCUAAGAAUGGUCGUAUUGACGUCAUCAAAUAUCUGAUCAGCCAUGGAGCUGAGGUCAAUAAGGAGGAUAACAAUGGUGAGACUGCAUUGCACAUUGCUGCUAAGAAUGGUCGUAUUGACUUCAUCAAAUAUCUGAUCAGCCAUGGAGCUGAGGUCAAUAAGGAGGAUAACAAUGGUGAGACUGCAUUACACAUUGCUGCUAAGAAUGGUCGUAUUGACUUCAUCAAAUAUCUGAUCAGCCAUGAAGCUGAGGUCAAUAAGGAGGAUAACAAUGGUGAGACUGCAUUACACAUUGCUGCUAAGAAUGGUUGUAUUGACGUCAUCGAAUGUUUGAUCAGCCAUGAAGCUGAGGUCAAUAAGGAGGAUAAUAAUGGUGAGACUGCAUUACACAUUGCUGCUAAGAAUGGUCGUAUUGACGUCAUCAAAUAUCUGAUCAGCCAUGGAGCUGAGGUCAAUAAGGAGGAUAAUAAUGGUGAGACUGCAUUACACAUUGCUGCUAAGAAUGGUCGUAUUGACGUCAUCGAAUGUUUGAUUAGCCAUGAAGCUGAGGUCAAUAAGGAGGAUAAUCAUGGUGAGACUGCAUUACACAUUGCUGCUAAGAAUGGUCGUAUUGACGUCAUCGAAUGUUUGAUUAGCCAUGAAGCUGAGGUCAAUAAGGAGGAUAAUCAUGGUGAGACUGCAUUACACAUUGCUGCUAAGAAUGGUCGUAUUGACGUCAUCGAAUGUUUGAUUAGCCAUGAAGCUGAGGUCAAUAAGGAGGAUAAUCAUGGUGAGACUGCAUUACACAUUGCUGCUAAGAAUGGUCGUAUUGACGUCAUCAAAUAUCUGAUCAGCCAUGGAGCUGAGGUCAAUAAGGAGGAUAAUAAUGGUGAGACUGCAUUACACAUUGCUGCUAAGAAUGGUCGUAUUGACACCAUCGAAUGUUUGAUUAGCCAUGAAGAUGAGGUCAAUAAGAAGGAUAAUCAUGGUGAGACUGCAUUGCACAUUGCUACUAAGAAUGGUCGUAUUAACGUCAUCGAAUGUUUGAUUAGCCAUGGAGAUGAGGUCAAUAAGAAGGAUAAUCAUGGUGAGACUGCAUUGCACAUUGCUACUAAGAAUGGUCGUAUUAACGCCAUCGAAUGUUUGAUUAGCCAUGAAGCUGAGGUCAAUAAGGAGGAUAAUCAAGGUGAGACUGCAUUACACAUUGCUGCUAAGAAUGGUCGUAUUGACGCUAUCGAAUGUUUGAUUAGCCAUGAAGUUGAGGUCAAUAAAGAGGAUAAUCAAGGUGAGACUGCAUUACACAUUGCUGCUAAGAAUGGUCGUAUUGACGUCAUCGAAUAUCUGAUCAGCCCUGAAGUUGAGGUCAAUAAAAAAGAUAUUGAAUGGUGAGACUGCAUUACACAUUGCUGCUAAGAAUGGUCGUAUUGACGUCAUCGAAU